Peromyscus eremicus (cactus mouse) is the source of this 7154-nucleotide messenger RNA. RefSeq names its product Rho GTPase activating protein 5 (gene Arhgap5). The transcript is spliced from 7 exons. Bases 296 to 4807 code for a protein of 1503 amino acids. Gene Ontology annotation, biological process: signal transduction. Lineage: Eukaryota; Metazoa; Chordata; Mammalia; Rodentia; Cricetidae. The record is from RefSeq and is a predicted model, not a curated record.
GGCGGCGGCGGCGGCGGAGGAGGAGGAGGAGGAGGAGGAGGGAGCGCUCCCCAGGAAUGUCGCUGCCGCCGCCACCACCGCCGGGGCCGCUGCCGUUGAGGAGGCGACGGAGGAGACCGGCGUUGUUAGGAAGAUGAUCCAUAUGAUCUUGAAGACCUUUCUUUGGUGAUGAAGGAAUUACAAAGAACCAAAUAUAAUUCUGAAAUUCAGGAUCUGUAUUUUGAGAUGGUUUUAUUUUCAGAAUGAAAAGUAUAUAUGGUGACUUUUAUGAAUGUAGAGACAUGAGAAAAGAGUUAUGAUGGCAAAAAACAAAGAGCCUCGUCCUCCAGCCUAUACUGUCAGUGUAGUUGGACUCUCUGGGACUGAAAAAGACAAAGGGAACUGUGGAGUUGGAAAGUCUUGUUUGUGCAAUAGAUUUGUACGCUCAAAGGCAGAUGAAUAUUAUCCAGAGCAUACUUCUGUGCUUAGCACCAUUGACUUUGGAGGCCGAGUAGUAAACAAUGAUCACUUUUUAUACUGGGGUGACAUAACUCAAAAUGGUGAAGAUGGAGUAGAAUGCAAAAUUCAUGUCAUUGAACAAACAGAGUUCAUUGAUGACCAGACUUUCUUGCCUCAUCGAAGUACAAAUUUACAACCAUACAUAAAACGUGCAGCUGCCUCUAAAUUGCAGUCAGCAGAAAAACUAAUGUACAUUUGCACUGAUCAGCUAGGCUUGGAGCAAGACUUUGAACAGAAGCAAAUGCCUGAAGGGAAGCUCAAUGUAGAUGGAUUUUUAUUGUGUAUUGACGUAAGUCAAGGAUGUAAUAGGAAGUUUGAUGAUCAACUUAAAUUUGUGAAUAACCUUUUUGUCCAGCUAUCAAAAUCCAAAAAGCCUGUGAUAAUAGCAGCAACUAAAUGUGAUGAAUGUGUGGAUCAUUAUCUUAGAGAAGUUCAAGCAUUUGCUUCAAACAAAAAGAACCUUCUUGUAGUGGAAACAUCAGCACGAUUUAAUGUCAACAUUGAGACAUGUUUCACUGCAUUGGUACAAAUGUUGGAUAAAACUCGUGGCAAACCUAAAAUUAUUCCCUAUCUGGAUGCUUAUAAAACACAGAGACAACUUGUUGUCACAGCAACAGAUAAGUUCGAAAAACUUGUACAGACUGUGAGAGAUUAUCAUGCAACUUGGAAAACUGUUAGUAAUAAAUUAAAAAAUCAUCCUGAUUAUGAAGAAUACAUCAACUUAGAGGGUACAAGAAAGGCCAGAAAUACGUUCUCAAAACAUAUAGAACAACUCAAGCAGGAACAUAUAAGAAAAAGGAGAGAAGAAUAUAUAAGUUCUUUACCACGGGCUUUCAAUACUCUUUUGCCUGAUCUAGAAGAGAUUGAACAUUUGAAUUGGUUGGAAGCUUUGAAGUUAAUGGAAAAGAGAGCAGAUUUCCAGUUAUGUUUUGUGGUGCUAGAAAAAACCCCUUGGGAUGAAACUGACCACAUCGACAAAAUCAAUGAUAGACGGAUCCCAUUCGACCUCCUGAGCACUUUAGAAGCAGAAAAGGUCUAUCAGAACCAUGUGCAACAUCUGAUAUCAGAGAAAAGAAGACUGGAAAUGAAGGAGAAAUUCAAGAAGACGUUAGAAAAAAUUCAGUUCAUUUCACCUGGGCAACCAUGGGAGGAAGUGAUGUGUUUUGUUAUGGAGGAUGAAGCAUUCAAAUACAUCACUGAGGCUGAUAGCAAAGAAGUAUAUGGUCGGCAUCAGCGAGAGAUAGUUGAAAGAGCCAAAGAAGAGUUUCAGGAAAUGCUCUUUGAGCAUUCGGAACUUUUUUAUGAUUUAGAUCUUAAUGCAACACCAAGUUCAGAUAAAAUGAGUGAAAUUCAUACCGUUCUAAGUGAAGAACCUAGAUAUAAAGCUUUACAGAAACUUGCACCUGAUAGGGAAUCUCUUCUACUUAAGCAUAUAGGAUUUGUUUAUCAUCCCACUAAAGAAACCUGCCUCAGUGGCCAAUAUUGUACAGACAUUAAAGUGGAACACUUACUUGCCAGUAGUCUUUUACAGUUGGAUCAUGGCCGCUUACGCUUGUAUCAUGAUAGUACCAAUAUAGACAAAGUUAAUCUUUUCAUUUUAGGGAAAGAUGGCCUUGCCCAGGAACUAGCAAAUGAGAUAAGGACUCAAUCCACUGAUGAUGAGUAUGCCUUAGAUGGAAAAAUUUAUGAACUUGAUCUUCGGCCUGUUGAUGCCAAAUCGCCUUACCUUUUGAGUCAGUUAUGGACUGCAGCCUUUAAACCACAUGGGUGCUUCUGUGUAUUUAAUUCCAUUGAGUCACUGAGUUUUAUUGGGGAAUUUAUUGGAAAAAUAAGAACUGAAGCUUCUCAGAUCAGAAAAGAUAAAUACAUGGCUAAUCUUCCAUUUACAUUAAUUCUUGCUAAUCAGAGGGACUCCAUUAGUAAAAAUCUACCAAUUCUCAGGCACCAAGGACAGCAGUUGGCCAACAAAUUGCAGUGUCCUUUUGUAGAUGUACCUACUGGUACAUAUCCUCGUAAAUUUAAUGAAUCACAAAUCAAGCAAGCUCUAAGAGGAGUAUUGGAAUCAGUUAAACACAAUUUAGAUGUGGUGAGCCCAGUUCCUAUCAAUAAGGACGUGUCGGAAGCUGACUUGAGGAUUGUCAUGUGUGCCAUGUGUGGUGACCCAUUUAGUGUGGAUCUCAUUCUCUCACCCUUCCUUGAGUCUCACUCCUGUAGUGCUGCUCAAGCUGGACAGAGUAAUUCCUUAAUGCUUGACAAAAUUAUUGGUGAGAAAAGGAGGCGCAUACAGAUCACAAUAUUGUCAUACCACUCCUCAAUUGGAGUAAGAAAAGAUGAACUGGUUCAUGGCUAUAUAUUAGUUUAUUCUGCAAAACGGAAAGCAUCGAUGGGAAUGCUUCGCGCAUUUCUGUCAGAAGUUCAAGAUACCAUUCCUGUGCAACUGGUAGCAGUUACUGACAGUCAAGCAGAUUUUUUUGAAAAUGAGGCCAUCAAGGAGUUAAUGACUGAAGGAGAACACAUUGCAACUGAGAUAACUGCUAAAUUUACAGCAUUGUAUUCUUUAUCUCAGUAUCAUCGGCAAACGGAGGUCUUUACUCUGUUUUUCAGUGACGUUCUAGAGAAAAAAAAUAUGAUAGAAAAUUCCUAUUUGUCUGAUAACACAAGGGAAUCCACCCAUCAAAGUGAAGAUGUUUUUCUCCCAUCUCCAAGAGACUGUUUUCCCUAUAACAACUACCCUGAUUCAGAUGAUGACACAGAAGCACCACCUCCUUAUAGUCCUAUUGGGGAUGAUGUACAGUUGCUUCCAACACCCAGUGACCGCUCCAGAUACAGGUUAGAUUUAGAAGGAAAUGAGUAUCCUGUUCAUAGCACCCCAAACUGUCACGAUCAUGAACGUAACCAUAAAGUGCCUCCGCCUAUUAAACCUAAACCAGUUGUACCUAAAACAAAUGUGAAAAAACUGGAUCCAAACCUUUUAAAAACAAUUGAAGCUGGUAUUGGUAAAAAUCCAAGAAAACAGACUUCCCGGAUGCCUUUGCCACAUCCUGAAGAUAUGGAUUCUUCAGAUAACUAUGCGGAACCCCUUGACACAAUUUUCAAACAGAAGGGCUAUUCUGAUGAGAUUUAUGUUGUCCCAGAUGAUAGUCAGAAUCGAAUUAUUAAAAUUCGAAAUUCAUUUGUAAAUAACACUCAAGGAGAUGAAGAAAAUGGGUUUUCUGAUAGAACCUCCAAAGGUCACGGGGAACGUAGGCCUUCAAAAUACAAAUAUAAAUCUAAAACAUUGUUUAGUAAAGCCAAGUCAUACUAUAGAAGAACACAUUCAGAUGCAAGUGAUGAUGAGGCCUUCACCACUUCUAAAACAAAAAGAAAAGGAAGACAUCGUGGAAGUGAAGAAGACCCACUGCUUUCACCUGUUGAAACCUGGAAAGGUGGUAUCGAUAAUCCUGCGAUCACAUCUGACCAGGAGGUAGAUGAUAAGAAGAUAAAGAAGAAGACCCACAAAGUAAAGGAAGAUAAAAAGCAGAAAAAGAAAACUAAGACCUUCAAUCCACCAACACGUAGGAAUUGGGAAAGUAAUUACUUUGGGAUGCCCCUCCAGGAUCUGGUUACAGCUGAGAAGCCUAUACCACUGUUUGUUGAAAAAUGUGUGGAAUUUAUUGAAGACACAGGAUUAUGUACUGAAGGACUGUACCGUGUUAGUGGAAAUAAAACUGAUCAAGACAACAUUCAAAAGCAGUUUGAUCAAGAUCAUAAUAUCAAUCUAGUAUCCAUGGAAGUGACAGUUAAUGCAGUAGCUGGAGCUCUCAAAGCUUUCUUUGCUGAUCUGCCAGAUCCUUUGAUUCCAUAUUCACUCCAUCCAGAGCUAUUGGAAGCAGCGAAAAUACCAGAUAAAACAGAACGCCUUCACGCCUUGAAAGAAAUUGUUAAGAAAUUUCAUCCUGUAAACUAUGAUGUAUUCAGAUAUGUGAUAACACAUCUAAACAGGGUUAGUCAGCAAAAUAAAAUCAACCUAAUGACAGCAGACAACUUAUCCAUCUGUUUUUGGCCGACUUUGAUGAGACCUGAUUUUGAAAAUCGGGAGUUUCUGUCUACCACUAAAAUCCAUCAAUCUGUCGUUGAAACAUUUAUUCAACAGUGCCAGUUUUUCUUUUACAAUGGAGAAAUUGUAGAAACUGCGAACACUGUGGCUCCUCCCCCACCUUCAAAUCCAGGACAGUUGGUGGAAUCAAUGGUACCGCUUCAGUUACCACCACCCUUGCAACCUCAGCUAAUUCAACCGCAAUUGCAGGCAGACCCUCUUGGUAUUAUAUGAGUAGAAUGUGAUUGCAAAUGGCCUGAAGUUGGACAAAAGCAAAUCUAGACAUGCAUGUUUCAGGGUUUAGUAGUAUAUUUCAUGUUUCAUACAGAUAAUCCACAUUCAAAAUGAUGAGACAUUUUCUCUUUGAACUAUAUGGUAUUCCCUGUUCACUUACAUUACGAAUUCUAAAAACAUGGUAAGCAUGACUGGAGAGGUUUAAUUUUUAUAAACAAAAAAUAGUUAUAAAAAUGCAAAGCUGCUGCUGCAUGCAACCUUAUUGCAAUCAGUAUAUCAUUCCUGUGGCGAUUUCUGUCACAUUAUAUUGUGAAUAAAAUUUUUCUAUAGAAAUUAAAUGAUUUAAAAACUCAUAUAUGAAACGUUUAAUGCUUUCAGCCUGCUUUAUGGCUGGUUUUGUUAUUUGAUGUGCUAAUUUGGAAACUUAAUUUACAUUCAAGCAGUCUGUAUAGAUAACUAAAGCCCAGUUAAGUAUUUUAUAAUUUCAGGCUACUGUGCCGUGCUUGGGAUGUUGUUUGAAAGAAAGAAAAAAAUACAUGUAACAUAUUUCACAUUUCUGCACCUUCAUCUUCUAAGUAAAUCUGUGGAUGAUUUGAUGAGGAGUGAAUGAACUUGUUUCUUUUACUCACAUACCAAGGACACACUUGUGGUUAAAGUGAGUUGAUAAUGUGGUGUAAAGGAUAGUUGUCACCAACUCAUUUCUUUAUGAUCUAUAAUGAAAAAUCCAUUUUGUAUACGGUUAAUUCUGUAAACAGAUGCAUGUUCAAAAGAUCUAUGAUGGUCUUGUAAUCUUAAUCUAAUAUAUUUUAGAUAUUUUAAUUUUUCCCUCUUGGGGAAUACAUUUAGUAUAGUGUAGAAAAAUACUUCAUGACAUUUUCAUAUAAGGUUAUAUAACUUUUCAUACAUAAACAUGAAAUUUGUUGUAGAAAGUUCUUUAAACCAAACAUUUAAUCCAGGACUUCAAUUUAAUCUGUUCCUUGAAUCUAUUUUUAUGUGGCCCUUGAGAAUAUAUCCCAAAAAAAUCCAUUGCUAAUACAGCAAUAAAAAUACUUUGGGUACUGACAGACUCCUUGGAGUAUGUAUAUAUAAAAUCACAAACUUGUAUUCAUAUUCUUUCUGUGAUGUGUUGUUCUACAAUCCAGAAUGGCUUUUGCACCAUUUUUUAAACCAGUUUCCCCCCCUUUGAUGUUGGUACCAGAGUUGCUAUAAAUGACUGCUGCUUUAGGGGUUAAAUAUUUUGUUAGUGAAGAUUAAACCAGAACACUAAAUUAUGAUAAAACUUUCUGACUGGAUAAUAGGUAAAUUUAGUUGGGCUGUAUUCAAAAUUAUUUUAUUAUCAAACCAUACCAUUUGUUUUACUGGGAAAAGGAAAAUGAUUUGCUUUUUACUGCUGGGUCAUAUUUUGUGUAGUAAGGAAGAAAUUCUUUGGUCAAUAUUGUAAUCUUUAUAUUUCAACGUUAAGGUUUCCUUAUUUGUAUUAUAGUAAAUCGAUGAUUUUUGAGAUUCAAGGCUCCUAAGAGUUUGAUUUGCUCCAUUUUGUCUUAAAAUAAAUAUUCUUUCCCAAUUGUUAUAUCUUAGGUAUUGUACUUCCAAUUUCAACCACGAUGUCGACAUGAACCAGGCUACUGUUGAAGUACAUGUAUAUUAUAAAUUACCCUAUUUGUGUCAUAUGCUUACAUGUUAUUAUCUUUUCUAAGAGAACAAAGUCCCUAUUAUUCCUAUUGCAAAGCACACAGGAAUUAAGAAAGUACAGUAAUUUUUAAAAAAGAAUAUCCGGUAAAUGUAGUAUUCUUAACUUGUUCUAUAUUACUUAAUACCUAUGUCUAUAUAGCUUUAAUUUAUAGCUGUCAGUUUAACAUUGGCAUGUCUGGCAAAGAAAAUUAAACUUUAAGAGUUUUAUAAACUGUUUCUAGGUUGCUAAAGAAUUUAUUUUUCUACUAUAAAUGGUAUAGAUAAAGCAUCAACUAUGUACAGGAAAAAAGCCUGAAUAUUUCUGUUGGAAGUAGGCUUAAAAGAGAAUUUUCAGAACUGUUCAUAUCUUUGGUUUAUUCUGUCCUAACUUUACUAUUGUAAUAUAUAAGUUCCAGUUUAUUUAAGCCUUUCUCUUUUAUAAUGUGUUAAUUUAACAUUCAUUUACAUUUAGAACUAUUUUUGUUAUUAAAGUUAGCAUUUAGAAGUUUCCACAUUAACCACCUUAACACCUUUCCCAAAACUGAUCUCUUACUUUUCUAUGCGUUCUAUCAUUGAUUUGACACACUACUACAUAGAAAAUCACUUCAGUAUUCUACAUCUGGCUCAUUACUGGUAGGUUACAGAUACUGGAAAUUAAAGUGCGCUUUAAAGCUCA